AUGAUGAAAAGUUGGUUGAAAAAGAAUCUCAGUAUUUCUUACCGCAAGAAGUCCGAGCCGUAUCAUAGUGAGAGUCAACUCGACCAGUCUGUGGUCCCUGUACCAGUCCCAAUCGCCGCAGCCACGCCGCCCGAUGCAGUCAGCACUCAGGACACUUCCCUUGCUGAACCAGAAAAGGGGGAAAGUGUCUCCCAGGCCAGACACAUUAUUGAUGAAGUUAUUCAAAUAACCGAGAAACAAUACAAAAAAUACCAGCAAGGGGGCAUUAAAAUCCAUCGGUCAACGGGAGAAAACAUAGAUAUUCGAAAGGUAUCACAGAAAAUUCUUAAUGCUGCAUUAUCGUUCAAAGAUGUUGUUACUGCUGUAGUAGCCUUUGAUCCUACCCACUAUGCAGCAAGUGCGUGGGCAGUCGUUUCCCUUGGAUUAACAAUAGCGCAAAAUCGACUUGACUUACGAGACGCCUUAUUUGAAUCUUCAGAAUACCUUGCAGACACUAUUACUCGAUGCGCCUAUAUUGAGCAGAGGUUUUACCGCAAUAGCCCCAAGAAAAAGAUUGAGAUAGGCCGUGCGACAAUCAGGGUUUAUAUGGCUAUUCUUCGAUAUGCUGCAGAGCUUUUGGCUACCCAACAACCCAGCAUCGGAAAAAGAGUAUUGAUAAGUGUUAUACCGAUAACCGAUCAACGCCUUACCGAACUUCGAUCGUCUAUUGAGGAAGAAUGGCAGAAGCUAUGCCAGUGGGUCCAUUUUGACGCAUUAGAUACCCUUUUGCAAAAUGGGAAAGAAGCAGAGUCCCGGCUAGCUAGAAUCGAUGAGAAAGUAUCAGAACAUUUACAAGCUCUUAUCAAGAGGUUUAGUCUUCCUAUCGCGAAAGGAGCAUCAUACGACUCAUAUGAGAAUCAGCAUGAAGAGAAAUGCCUACCGGGCACCAGACGUGAUCUUCUUUGCCAGAUUAUAGACUGGGCCGAAACAUCCGACAAAUGCAUAUUUUGGUUAAAUGGUAUGGCAGGAACUGGCAAGUCUACCAUCUCCCGGACGGUCGCAGAGUUACUUAAAGAUAAGGGGUUACUGGGAGCCAGUUUUUUCUUCAAGAAAGGCGAAGCGGACCGUGGUAACGCAAGGAGAUUUAUCUCGACAAUAGCCAGGCAAUUGAUGGCUAGUCACCGGCAAUUAGCCCCUGGCAUAUUAAGAGCAAUUCGGGAUGAUGCAGAUCUGUCGACAAAAGCUCUCGAUCAGCAAUUUGAGAAGCUCCUUCUUCAACCACUGAGCGAGAGAGAGCAGUAUGAAACUACUUCUGUAAUUGUGAUAGACGCAUUGGACGAGUGCGAUGACGACGACAUUGAAAUCUUACUUAGACUUUUACCGCAGCUGCAGAAAUCCAAGUCCAUUCGCCUGCGGAUAUUCCUGACAAGCCGGCCUGAGCUUUCAAUACGCGAUGGCUUCGAACAAAACCAGAAUUAUCAAGAUAUCGUUCUCCAAGAAGUGCCCAGUAUUGAACAUGACAUCCGCGUCUUUUUCCAAUAUCGACUUUCCCAUAUUAAGGAAAAGCGAAAAAUCCCUGGAGAUUGGCCUGGAAAUGAGAGGACGAAGACAUUGGUCAAAAUGGCAGUCCCUCUUUUUAUCUUCGCAUCCACAAUUUGCCGUUUCAUCGAAGAGAAAUAUCACGUUCCGGAGCAUCAACUUGAUAUAAUCCUCGAAAGCCCUGAUAUGACAGCAUCGUCUCAAAUGGAGAAGAUAUACCUGCCAAUAUUAAAGCAUCGUGUUAAAAGUUCUCCAGUCCUCAAGAACGAGUUCCAAAAGAUAGUUGGAGCCAUUAUUCUUCUUGCUGACCCACUAGAUUCUUGUACACCAGUCCGCAUUCUGCAUCUAUCAUUUCGCGAAUUCCUCAUCAAUACAAAGGAGGAAGGCUUGCGUGUCAAUGAAAAAGAGACCCACGAAAAAUUACUACAAAAUUGUCUGUACGUCAUGAAAAAUCCCAGGCGGGAAGACGUUGACAGCCAUGCGAUUUCUCAGUAUAUUUCACAAGUUCUGCAAUACUCUUGCCGCUACUGGGCGAAUCACUUCAGCAAGAGUAAAUCUGAUGCGUCCAAGAUCGAAGUAUUCUCAUUUCUGAAAGAACAUUUCCUCCAUUGGUUGGAGGCUAUGAGCUUAAUGGGACUUGCUUCAGAGACUGUUGGUAUAGUUAAUGCACUACAGUCAAGGCUAAGAGAUGAUAUGAGUACAGAAUUAGAAGGCUUCCUAAAGGAUGCUAACCGAUUUGUCUUAAAUUACAUCCAAAUGAUCGACAAUACCCCACUUCAAGUAUAUUGCUCCGGACUCGCGUUCUCUCCUACAGACAGUAUUAUUAGAAGAAUCUUCAACAAUCAACGACCUAAUUGGAUGCCUGCCUUGCCGCAAGUGCAAAAGUCAUGGAGCGCCCAGUUGCAAACCCUGGAGGGCCAUUCUAAUUCGGUUAGGUCAGUGGCCUUCUCGCUGGACGGCCAGAGGAUCGUGUCUGGAUCCGACGACAAGACUAUCAAGCUCUGGGAUGCCCAGACCGGCUCGGAGCUGCGAACCCUGGAGGGCCAUUCCGAUUGGGUUAGCUUAGUGGCCUUCUCGCCGGACGGCCAGAGGAUCGUCUCUGGAUCCGACGACAAGACCAUUAAGCUUUGGGAUGCCCAGAUCGGCUCGGAGCUACGAACCCUGGAGGGCCAUUCUGAUUCGGUUUGGUCAGUGGCCUUCUCGCUGGACGGCCAGAGGAUCGUGUCUGGAUCCUGUGACAAGACCAUCAAGCUCUGGGAUGCCCAGACCGGCUCGGAGCUACGAACCCUGGAGGGCCAUUCCGCUUGGGUUAGCUCAGUGGCCUUCUCGCCGGACGGCCAGAGGAUCGUGUCUGGAUCUAGUGAAAAGACGAUCAAGAUCUGGGAUGCCCAGACCGGCUCGGAGCUGCGAAACCUGGAGGGACAUUCUAAUUCGGUUUGGUCAGUGGCCUUCUUGCCGGACGGCCAGAGGAUCGUGUCUGGAUCCGACGACAAGACCAUCAAGCUCUGGGAUGUCCAGACCGGCUCGGAGCUGCGAACCCUGGAAGGCCAUUCCGUUUCGAUUUCAAAUGUCUCAUCAGGUAAUACCCAGAUGGAGCACGAACAAGGCUCCCGGAUAUCAGUUGAAGAUUCUUGGAGCGAUGCGCGUACCAAGUCGUUGACUUGGUAUUCUGGUCUUUUUAGUAGCUCAGUCGGUAACCGUCCUACAGACCUACUAGACGGUCUUGGCGGGUAG
Messenger RNA from Aspergillus affinis, 3252 nucleotides. RefSeq names its product WD40 repeat-like protein. The record is from RefSeq and is a predicted model, not a curated record. Gene Ontology annotation, cellular component: nucleus; transcription repressor complex. Gene Ontology annotation, biological process: negative regulation of transcription by RNA polymerase II. Gene Ontology annotation, molecular function: protein binding. The transcript has 7 exons. Lineage: Eukaryota; Fungi; Ascomycota; Eurotiomycetes; Eurotiales; Aspergillaceae. Bases 1 to 3252 code for a protein of 1083 amino acids.